Syngnathoides biaculeatus (alligator pipefish) is the source of this 1125-nucleotide messenger RNA. Its product is annotated as glutathione S-transferase kappa 1-like. NCBI's taxonomy places the organism in Eukaryota, Metazoa, Chordata, Actinopteri, Syngnathiformes, Syngnathidae. Bases 253 to 948 code for a protein of 231 amino acids. The record is from RefSeq and is a predicted model, not a curated record. Gene Ontology annotation, molecular function: glutathione peroxidase activity; glutathione transferase activity. Gene Ontology annotation, biological process: glutathione metabolic process. Gene Ontology annotation, cellular component: peroxisome; mitochondrion. The transcript is spliced from 7 exons.
AUAAAAUAAAUAAUUUGACAUAAACAUCUUUAUUUUGUGAUCAAACCAACGUAAAUUUUGGUCUUAUUUGAAGCGGGAUUAAGUUUGACGUAUUUUGAAAAAAAAAAACAUAAUAAGGAAGACAAAGUGACCUAAGAGAGGUUUUUACGUAAGACCGAUCAAUAUUGGACGUGUUGAACUUUGACACACUGUGCACAGUGUGCAGGUUUUCCGGACCAUUUGUUUUGAUUUUUUUUAAGCCAGCCGGAAAAGAUGAGCUCCAAGAAAGUGAUCGAGCUGUUCUACGAUGUGGUGUCUCCGUACUCCUGGCUGGCCUUUGAGGUCAUGUGCCGCUACAGAAGCGUGUGGAACAUUGAGCUCAAGCUGAAACCUGCGUUUCUGGGGGGCGUCAUGCAAGGUUCUGGCAACAAGCCCCCUGGACUGGUUCCGAGUAAAUUCAUGUGGAUGAGCAAGGAUCUGUGUCGCCUGGCUGAAUAUUUCAAUGUCCCGUUGAAUCUUCCUUCAGACCCUGCAGAAACCAUGUUCAGGAAAGGCUCCUUGAAUGCAAUGCGCUUUGUGAAAGCAGUGCAGGAGAAGGAGCCAGGCGGAGACCACCGAGUGGAGAAGGUGUCCAGAGAGCUCUGGAGAAGAAUCUGGUGUGAAGACAAAGACAUCACUGAGCCCGCAUCACUGGCCGAGGCGGCGCUGAACGCUGGCUUGAGCAAGAGUGAGAUUGAAGAGGUGCAGAAGCUGUGCACCACGCAGGAAAUCAAAGACAAGCUGAAGAGUAGCACGCAGGACGCACUGGACUAUGGGGCGUUUGGCUUCCCCAUGAUGGUGUGUCACAUCGACGGGAAAGCUGAGAUGUUUUUUGGCUCCGACAGAUUCGAGAUGAUGGCCCAUUGUCUUGGUGAAAAGUGGCUCGGACCUCAGCCUGCUCAUCUUGCAAGGUCAUCGGCCAAACUGUGAGACGAAAGCUGCCUUUCAACUCUAAUCUCUGUUCACGCUCAUCAAAUCGUCGUCUUUUCUGAAAACUAACAUUCAUGCGUUGUGCCUCCUGAGAUCACGUGACCACUUUUUGAUGCUGUGUGUGACAAAGAGUACGUACACUAUAUUGCCAUUGGAAUAAAUCGGUACUCCUCCAGA